UGUGUGGUUUGCCAAUUUGUUCCUCUGCGCUGGCUUGUGGCAGUUGGAGUCUGACCCUUCCAAAUUGCGUCCCAAUCACGCAGCCGCCUCGGCGUCCCUUCCCCCUUUCCACGAGCGCGAGGCUGGCUGUAUGCUGGGCGCCGUCGUCCGUGUCCCGGCGCCGAUCCUGCUGCCUCUCCUCCCCGGACCGACGCGCCCUCUCCUCCUCCGCCGCCGCCGCCACUGCCUCCCGCCCGAGGCGCCCAUGGCCUCGGCCACCCCUAGCGACGGCGGCGCCGCGAAGCCCGAUGCCGCGCCCGCGCCCGUGCCCGUGCCCGCGCCCGCGCCAACGCCGCUGCCGCUGCCGCCCGAGAAGCCUCUCCCGGGCGACUGCUGCGGCAGCGGCUGCGUGCGCUGCGUCUGGGACAUAUAUUUCGACGAGCUCGACGCGUACGACAAGGCGCUCGCCGCCCACGCGGCCGCCUCCUCAGGCUCCGGCGCCAAGGACGACUCCGCCGAUACCAAGCCCAGCGACGGCGCCAAGUCCUGAAGCGCGUCUCUUAUGUGUAAUGACCCUCGUCUGUUCCCAACUGAGUUAGAUCGCUGGCUGUCUCACCAGAUUCACAUACGCUGCUGCCAAUUCUUUACACUGAGACACUACAAUAUCAUUGUGCCUGCUGUGGUAGGCAUGUGCUAGAUUGGGAUGCUUUGUCAGUUUACCCUCAUUGUUGUGUAACAAGAGAAAGUUAUGAUUUAUCACAAACAAAUGGAAGAUUCAAUUUCU
Molecule: messenger RNA, 763 nt
Organism: Sorghum bicolor (sorghum)
Lineage: Eukaryota; Viridiplantae; Streptophyta; Magnoliopsida; Poales; Poaceae
Product: vegetative cell wall protein gp1
Exons: 1
Coding region: 131-529 (132 amino acids)
Source: RefSeq, a predicted model, not a curated record